AGGAGGGGGGGGAAGCGCUGCUUAGCUUUUGGUCCCGAGCGAUGAUGGAGCUGGAGUCGGCCAGUAACAGAGGCGAACUGGGAGCUGUGGGGGACUCGCUGCAGCCACAGACUCCCAGCAGACACGAGAAGAGCCUGGGACUGCUCACGACCAAGUUUGUGACUCUGCUGCAGGAGGCCAAGGACGGAGUGCUGGACCUGAAAGCGGCGGCAGACACCUUGGCAGUGCGGCAGAAACGACGUAUCUACGAUAUCACUAAUGUGUUGGAGGGAAUCGGACUGAUAGAGAAGAAGUCCAAGAACAGCAUCCAGUGGAAGGGUGUAGGUCCAGGCUGUAACACCAGAGAGAUAGCCGAUAAGCUGAUUGAUCUAAAGGCCGAGCUAGAUGACCUGGCUCUCAGGGAACACGAGCUGGACCAACAAAGAGUCUGGGUCCAACAGAGCAUCAAGAAUGUCACAGACGACUCUAACAACAGCCCUAUGGCCUAUAUAAAACACGAAGACCUCUGUGGAGCUUUUAAAGGUGACACACUCCUAGCAAUCCGCGCUCCCAUUGGCACACAGUUAGAAGUCCCCAUACCAGAAUCUAUCCUGAAUGGACAGAGGAAAUACCAGAUCCGUCUCAAGAGUUCAUCUGGUCCCAUCGAGGUUUUGCUGGUCAACAAGGACCCGUCCAGUGCCUCUCCCGUUGUUUUGCCCGUCCCUCCUCCAGAUGAUGUCCUUCAAAGCCUCCCAGCACCGAUACCUACCUCUCAGCCGCCCACUGCUGCCUCCCAGGUCCCCAAAGCAGCUCUAACAACUUCUACAAAACCUGUUCCUGUCACAACGUCAGCUACAGCGGCUAACCAGACAGCCUCAGUGACAGAAGUGACGAGCACCACCCCGCUCACCCCGACAACAGAUACACCUGCUACAGUUACUCAGCAACUACAGUCUUCUGCCUCGUUGGAUGGAUCUGCGUCCUCUUCUGCCUCUGCAGUGUUUGAACCAAUUAAGUCGGAUCCCUCCGAAUUGCUGGACUUUCCCAAAGAGCUCUCUGACAUGUUUGAUCCAACAAAAGAGAUCAUGAGUGGAGACCUGUUGGAGGACUUGAUGUCCUCAGAAGUGUUCUCGCCUCUCCUCCGUCUGUCCCCUCCACCCAGCGACCACGACUACAUAUACAACCUGGACGAGACAGAAGGCCUGUGUGACCUUUUCGACGUCCCCAUUCUCAACCUCUGACCCCAGAGAUUGUUGUCAGAGUGUGAGGCAGUUUGCCAAAACGUGCUCAUCUAAACUUCAUUUUCUCCACGUUUCCCCCUCCUCCUCCUCCUCCUCCUCCUCCUCUCCGAUGGUGAAGGCGAGAAAGAGGUGUGGGAAAAGCCGAUAUGUUCUGAUGAGCGUUCAAGGGACACCUCUGCACUGACACGGCGAGCUCGAGCUGAGCUCAGCACCACAGUAGCUACAUGUACAGCCUCAUGAAGAAAAUACAGGCGAGAACAAAACAUUUUACUUACUGCUUUUCCAAGGAAACAUAGUCAAAAACAAAUGACAAAUAAUUCUAUUUUUGGAUUAUGUAUGAUAAAGCUAUUAUGUUUGUGUAUCAGCUUUCCCAGUGUGCUUGUGAGCGAACGUGUGGGCAUACUUUAUGUGUGUGUGUGUGUGUGUGUGUUUUGUAUUGUAUGCUCUCUUAACUUGAGUCAGACAUCUCCAGGAAAAAACUAAACAAAAAAGAAAGAAGAGAAUCUUUUGCUAUCAGGUAAAAAGUCAUGGCAGACUAACGGAGCACAGCCUUUAUCACCCGGGCAGCUGCUCACGCAUGGCUUUGAGUCCAAACACAGCUGGUUGAAAUAAGCACUGUCCUCAUGUACAUAGAGAAUAUAUAUUUUGUAUUACCAGCACACAAAACUUAAUGUUUAACAAUGAACUACAUUUGUAACCCAGGCAGAGCAAUAGUUUGCAAAUAAAACAAAGGUACCAGACUCACAUGAUCGAUACUGUAUGUAUGAAGUGGGGGGGGUGUACCAGGUAGAGAAAAAGGAUCUUAAUGUUGAGUGGAAACAGUGCAGUACGUUUUAAAGCUCUACCAUUUCUAACACUUUUGAAAGGGCAACAAGGUGAAAGUUAAAAUAUAAUAAAGUGUCUAAUCUAAGCUCCAAAUUACGACUAUCUUGUUCUCUAACUGGUUCAGUAACCCCCCCCCAACACUGAAAUGUUUGAUUAUUAAUUAUGGGCUUGCUUUCUGUUUAAAUUUUUGCCUCUGGACCUUUUUUGGACUUUGCAGAUUUUUAUUGGCUCUGAUUUGUAACUUAAAUGGAUUCAUGUCAAGAGGAUUAGCUUUUUUUUUUUCUCUCCCCCACCACCCACCUCUCCAAAAUGAGUUCUCUGGCGAUUGUCUUACAAUUUAUAAUGUAUGUAUAUGAAUACCAUUGUACUGAGUUCAUUUGUAUGUAAAAGGACAUUAUGUAUUUCUGAUGAAUUUCUACUGAUGCAGUGAAUAUAGUCGCCAUGCCAUGAAAAAAAAUGCUCCUGUUUUUUUGCUGGUUUUUUGUAUAUUUUGGCACAGAUCCCUAUUCUGUUUUAUUUUGGUUUUGUUCUGUUUCCAGUAAAUUAAAUACUGCCUAUCACUCUAAAUUAAAUUUUUCAACUCUAAUGCAAAUGGGGGGGGGUUCAGGAUGAGUCCGACUUAAAAGUAAAGUAUUGACAUUCAUGUUUCUACAGUUUAUUUUUUAUGUAACAAUGUCCUGCUUUGCUCUGGAUGUAUGUAUGUACAGUAUCACUGUGUGUAUCGCUCUCUACCGCUUGUAUAGAAUAGCAUUUAUUUUUUUAUACUUUAUAUAUUGUUACUGCUACUAAUUUUUUUUUUUUUGGGGGGGUUUAAACGUCAUAGUUUCAGGAGUUUAGCCACAAAAGGCAUCCUGUCUCAUUGUUGCACUUUACUUCACUGUGGACAGAUUGGUCGUGACUCAUCCAAGCCCCCUUGAUCAGUAGCCAGUCAUUGUGUUUGGACAGUGUUGUGAGUUUUUGCCUAAAUCCUUCAGUUCGAGCCGCCAGGGAGUUCAGCAGUACCGGGUUGAAAGAGUCACGUCUGUGUGUGUGUGUCUGUGUCUGUGUGUGUGAGACUCACUGCUUACAGACUUGUUUUUUUUUAAAAUGUGCUCACCAUUGCUAAGCUGUAGUUGCAUCAAAUGAAACAAAAAAAAAAAAAAAAAACACUUUGGUAUUCUCUGUUUAUUGUCUGGUUUCCAGUUCAAUUAACUGUCACAUUGUUGGUGUGUGUGGUUGGGAGGAUGGAGGAAAUGGCUUUAAAUGGAAGUCAUGCUUUUUAGAAAAAUAAGAUGGAAGUAGUUGGCAAAUUAAUGAGCUGCUUACGUGUGUUUUUAAGAAAAAAAUAUGUUUAACAAAGACUGAGUUUGAACAUAAAGGUGCUUUAAUUAAACCUAUUUGUCUCUAUGAACAGUACAA
This is a messenger RNA of Dicentrarchus labrax (European seabass), 3443 nucleotides long. It is a transcript of the gene e2f4, whose product is annotated as E2F transcription factor 4. The coding region runs from base 42 to 1220 and encodes 392 amino acids. The record is from RefSeq and is a predicted model, not a curated record. The transcript has 11 exons. Gene Ontology annotation, molecular function: DNA-binding transcription factor activity, RNA polymerase II-specific; protein dimerization activity; RNA polymerase II cis-regulatory region sequence-specific DNA binding. Gene Ontology annotation, biological process: regulation of transcription by RNA polymerase II. NCBI's taxonomy places the organism in Eukaryota, Metazoa, Chordata, Actinopteri, Moronidae. Gene Ontology annotation, cellular component: RNA polymerase II transcription regulator complex.